This is a messenger RNA of Ostreococcus tauri, 2793 nucleotides long. RefSeq names its product C2 calcium-dependent membrane targeting. Gene Ontology annotation, molecular function: lipid binding. Gene Ontology annotation, cellular component: endoplasmic reticulum. Lineage: Eukaryota; Viridiplantae; Chlorophyta; Mamiellophyceae; Mamiellales; Bathycoccaceae. Bases 1 to 2793 code for a protein of 930 amino acids. The record is from RefSeq and is a predicted model, not a curated record. The transcript has a single exon.
AUGGGCGUGUGUUCCUCCAAGAGCGGCGCCGCGCCCGAGGCCCAGGAGACGGAGUUUCGCUUGCGCAAGACGGCGGAUGGAAGAAGAUUGGGCGACGAUUCGACGAAGAACCUCAGCGCGUUCGCUGAGGACAGCGGAAUGUCGGUCGGGAGCGAACGAGAGGUGACGAGGGGGGAACCGAUCGCAUCGCUUCGACCUCAAACCAGGAAUCAGGAGAUUUCGAAAAAAGACUUCAAGACGAAGAAGAAGAACGCGAUCGCGGUGGAGGACGACCAGGUGUUGGAAGGAGACGAUGACGACGUGUAUCGCUUCGAUCAGUCACUGCUAAACAGUGCUCGGGCGGCGAUGAACGAGGACGAGGACGCCGAUCAAAACCGUAGCCUGCUUCGAAGACAAUCGAUCGUGAAGGCUCCGAACCAGACGGUCGCCAAGCCACCCGUCGAGCUGAGCGAGCGUCUCAAAAGGUACGAGGCCGAACCAAAAUUAAAGGCGAAUGAGUUACCGGUUUCAUAUGGUCCAGAAUGGCUGGCACCGCCGGAUAUACAACGAGAGACGACGGUGAGAAAACCAAAAAAGUACUCCAUUGGCAACCUUGCAAGAGGUGAUCAUAAGUUGGAACCGACGAAUUUGACGGACAAAGACUUCUCUGAUUAUGCUCCCGGGAACGGGCCGUGGUUUAACGGUCCGUUCCCGAGCAUGAUGGCAUCGUCAGCAAAGCAAAUGGGUUUAGCGUACGGUAAAUUCUGCGUAGUCGGUGUCAUCACGUUGUUUUGGGUGCCAAACUUUCUUCUUUACCAUAGGCUGCUAAUGAACGGCACGUUUCAGGCAUAUUCCAGGCUCCUUUCUGCAAUCUUAUCGAGCCUUUUUAUGACGCGAACUGUGCUCAACAUGAACAUGGAGUUGUGUCGCAUGUUCUGGCGAGGUUCAAUAGUGAAUUCGCAGGUUAUCUGCUCCUUGAUAGGCGCGGUCGGCUUCUUCUGGCAAACUCUGGUCAUCUUCACCGUUGGAUGGCUGAGCGACAAUCGCGGUAUCUUUUCAUUCCUGAUCGCCUUUGGUGUUGGUUGGUUUAUCGUUUGGAGGCAAGAUCAGCGCCAUGAAAAGCAACAGCGCAUCAGGACAGUGAUGGGUGCUUUCCUUGCGUUGGAAAAAGAUGCGAAGCACAUGGCCCAACUCAUGGGCUCACCGGUGGUUCGUACAAACGACAUCCAAUACAUGAAUGCGGCGCCCGUUUGGGCGAGAUACCGCCCAGAUGAGCUUGUUCCGUGGCUGAACAAUUUCUUGACACAGGUCUGGCCCUUCUACAACAAAGCGGCGAGCGAGCUGGUUCGCGAGAUCGUUGAGCCGUUGAUGGAGCAAUCUCGCCCCUCCAUGUUGAAGAGGCUGACUUUCAAGCAGCUCGAUUUCGGCGAAAACCCUUUCAUGGUGCGAAGCGUCUCAUAUGUCGGGAAAAAAGCCGAGGACAAAGGUAUGAGCCUUGAUAUAGAUUUUGCCUGGGCUGGAAGGUCAAACAUCGUUCUUGCGGCAAAAACCCACAUAGGAGCAGACAUUAACAUCGCAGUUAAAGAUCUUGAGAUUUACACCAAGCUCCGGGUGACACUGAAUCCCCUUGUGCCGCUGCCAAGCCCGCUUGGUGGUGUCGUAAUUUCUAUGACAGAGAGACCUAUCGUUGAGUUUCACGUAGAGUUACCGAGUGGGUUGGAUGUGCUCUACGCCGCAAUUGACAAGUGGCUCGAGGAGUUUGUCGCCGGUCUCCUUGGCGACAUGUUUAUUCAGCCCGAGCGUCUGGUCAUACCGUUGAGCUUCAAUUUUGAUCCAAUCGUCAUGCCGGACGGCGAGGUGAAGCCAUUCAAGUGGUACGACCAUAACGUUUUGCAGCUGCGCAACACUGGGGUACUCAAGGUAACUGUUGUGCGAGCUGAGAACGUUCCAAGCGCGGAUCUCUUGUCCAAGACGGAUCCAUUCGUGAAGAUGUUUGUCAAGAAACAUGGGUUGCAAGUAAACACGACGACGAUUAUGAACAACGAAGACCCAGUCUGGAAUGAAAUCUUUUACAUUCCAGUCGAUGAUGUCGACUUGAGAGUGCUCAAGGUCGCCAUGUACGAUCACGACGUAGAUCCUCUUAGUAGCGAUGACAAGUUGGGUGCCACGGAAGUACGCAUAGACACGAUCAAAGCCGCGACAGCUGAUGGGAGUGAACAAGAACUUUGGCUCGAUUUCCCGGAGCAAGUCAAGGGGAAUGUGAAAAAACCGCCCAUGAAACUGUUGCUGAAUGCACAGUUCAUCUCGUUCGGCAGCGACAUCGCACAAAAUAUGUUCACUGGUCUUGGGCUACUGUCGGUUCACGUGAUCCGCGGCCGAAAUUUGCAACCAAUGGAUUCGAAUGGAUUGUCAGAUCCUUACGUUAAGGUCAAGGUGCCAAAGUUCACCCUUGAUAGUAUGGACAUGGACAAGGGCAAAAUACUGAGGGGCAAGAGAGGUAAGAAGGGCAAGAAGAAUGCGGAAGCUCAUGAUUACACGGUUUAUAGCUCAAAGAUUCAUUACAAGAACCUGAAUCCAGAGUUUAACGCCAUGUUUGAGUUCUCUCCUGCAAGUGAAGACACGAAGGUGUCGAUAGAGCUGUUUGACGUUGAUUCGACGUUUCCGAUGGGGACUAAGAGUAAAUUCAUGGGGAAUCUUGAAGUGCCGAUUUCGACUAUCAUUCACCACGGUGGAUCGAUGGAGGCGAGGUUUAAAGUUGGCAACGCUAAGUCGGGUGAGCUAGACAUCGCGUUCAACUGGCAACCAUACACGUGA